Molecule: messenger RNA, 849 nt
Organism: Clonostachys byssicola
Lineage: Eukaryota; Fungi; Ascomycota; Sordariomycetes; Hypocreales; Bionectriaceae
Source: the annotation of a GenBank genome assembly
AUGUCCCAAUUAAAGACGACGGCGGUUGAGCACUUCGAGUCUCUUGCCGCCAGCUAUGAAGCGAGCACCGGCGGUGCCACCCGCAUGGUUGCCGUCCACCUCGUAUCUCUCGUUACCCCCUCCCUGGGCGAUUCCUCCGCCGUCAUCCUCGACAACGCGUGCGGUUCAGGCGUCGUUGCCGAUGAAAUCCUGAAGAAGUACCCUGCUACCACCAUCCACGCCGUUGACGCUGCCCCAAGCAUGGUCGGCAUCGCAAAGCAGAACCUCAAGGAUAAAGCCACCGUCACCCCCGUCGAGUUCGGCGUGAUGCCCGGCGAGAAGCUGGAGUUCCCCGACGCCAAAUUCUCCCACAGCUUCACCAACAUGGGCAUCAUGUUCUUCACCAACCCCGCCCAAGGCGCCGCCGAGAUCUACCGCACGCUCCGGCCCGGGGGCACGGCCGUCGUCACAUCCUGGUCGAAGCUGGGCCAUCUCGACCUGGUGUUCAGGCCGGCUCACGUGUCCAUUCGUCCGGAUGACGAGCCCGUAAGGUUCCCGUUGCCAGAGGUGUGGCAUGAUCCAGAGCACGUUCGCAAGGUUCUCUCUGAGGCUGGCUUCAAGGACGAUGCGAUUGAGGUGACCACUUUACCGGUGCAGUAUGGCGCCAAGAAGAAGGAGAUGCUGCUGGAAUAUAUGAUGGAUAUGGCUGGGAAGAUGCUGACAGCGGACUGGCCGGAGGCCGACAAAGACGCCUUUAGAAAGGCGGUAGCGGAAAAACUCGAUCAGGAGGCGAAGGAGUACACGAUGCUGAGUGGCGAGCUUGGAUUCGGGCUACCGAUGGAGGCCAUUGUGGCGGUUUGCCGGAAGUAA